Penicillium canariense is the source of this 4098-nucleotide messenger RNA. RefSeq lists its product as uncharacterized. Gene Ontology annotation, cellular component: nucleus; transcription export complex 2; cytoplasm. Gene Ontology annotation, biological process: mRNA export from nucleus. The record is from RefSeq and is a predicted model, not a curated record. Lineage: Eukaryota; Fungi; Ascomycota; Eurotiomycetes; Eurotiales; Aspergillaceae. The transcript is spliced from 4 exons. Bases 1 to 4098 code for a protein of 1365 amino acids.
AUGGCGAGCCCGUUCAAUCCGUUUGCUGGCCGCGGCCAGAAAACCGGAGAGGCAAGCACUACCGGACGUGGACGAGGGUCAGCGCAAGGGUCACAGUCCCAUCCGAGAGGUGGCUCGGAUCGAGGAAACAAAUGGGUCGCACGGGGACGAGGGCGAGGAGGACGGGGACGAGGAGCAGAUGGGACCCUGUCAUCUCGUGGGCGCGGCGCGGGCGCUGCGGCCAGAGGCGCGUCUCGUGCCGCAAGCUUGACCCCGGAGACCUCGUCGGUAGCCGAGAGCACCACCAACUCGCCAUUUGCGCAAUUGAGCCACCAAAAUGCACCCUCGACCGUGUUCGGCGGACAGCCAGCCCCGAAUAAGUCACCUUUUGCGGGCGUGGGAGCUGGUACCGCCGCUCGGAACAACACCUUCAGCCCCGGCGCGGCUCAACACAACUCUCGACAGUCGUCAGCAGUCAAUGGCAAUGGAGGUUCAGGAAAAUCAGUGUCCAUUGAGGAUACAUCGAUGUCGGGCUCUUACCAGGAUCGCUACGAACAGCUGAAAGUCGACCGGGCGAAGCAACGACAAAGGGCGAUCAGAGCGGGACUGAUGGCCGACCCGAAUCAGCCCACCUCGUUGAACAAGGCCAUCACGCCCGUAGGCACUUGCACCAGCAUGUGUCCCGAGUUUGAGCGGGUGGAGCGCAUCGUCCAGAAGAUGGUGGAUAAAAGCGAAAAGUAUCUGGACCCGUCAACGAAUUCCAUGCAGAAUAUGGAAGACAAGAUGCUUAAACGUUUUCGACGUUCCGCGGCUGGCUAUGAUGAGCAGCUCCCCUCCGAUAUCCGUACCCCGAAGACGCUUCUGCAGACCACCAAUUACUUGAUUCGACAUGUCAUUGGUGGAAAUGAACCUCUGGGCAUCAUCCACAAAUUUGUCUGGGAUAGGACACGGUCGAUUCGCAAUGAUUUCUCCGUUCAGCAGGUCACCCAGGAAGCCGACGUCAGGAUCGCUGUGUUGUGCUUGGAGAGAAUUGCCCGAUUCCAUAUCCUAUCGCUUCACCUACUCUCCAGCCCUGCGAAUGAGGAGCAGUUUGAUCGCCACCAGGAACGUGAACAGCUUAACAACACCAUGUUGUCGUUGAUGUACUACUACGAUGAUAAUCGUGGACGUGUCAUGUUCCCCAAUGAGGACGAGUUCCGUGCAUACUACAUCCUCUUCUCCAUCCACGACCAACGGCCCGAUCUCGAAGCCCGUGUACAGAAGUGGCCCCCAGCACUACUCAACUCCCCUCGCGUUCAGGUGGCAUUGGACCUGUAUGCAGCAGCUUGCAACACAUGGGAGUACCAGGGUACUUUGGAUGCGCGUCGACCCAAUGCUAUUGCCCAGGGGUUCUACGCGCGCUUCUUCCACAUAAUCGACUCGCCGAGUGUGUCUUACCUCAUGGCCUGCGUGGCUGAGAUCUAUUUCAACCACGUCCGGCAGACAACCAUUCGUGCGAUAUGGAAGGCUUACUGUCGAAUCCCGGCGUCGCAGCAGCACAAGAACGAUGAGUGGACAAUAGAUCAAUUAACCAACGUGCUGCACUUUGACGACGACGAUCAGACGAUCAAAUUUUGUGAGGAGCAAGACCUCCAGCUGGCUGAGAAUGCGAACGGCCAGAUGUAUCUCAACUGGGGCAAUCGCCCUGUUGACUCUGUCGCAUUCUCACCCUCUUCCGAGCACGCCUUCUCGGAGACGUACGUCGAGUCAAAGCGUGCAGGUCGAGUACUGGUUGCCGUGGUUCUCGGAAUGACCGUUAGAGAGGCCGCAGCGAUGGGCAUGAUUGACGAGUCGGCUGUGCCCGAGCGUAUGCAACAGUCUCCGGUGCUAUCGCCUGCUCAACCGGGACCGGAGGACUCCCUCUUUGUCAGUGACAGGGAGAACACGACUCCUGCUCCUUUGGUAGAGAUUAUACCUCCGUCUCUGGACGGUGAGAACCCGGAUUCGGCUUCACCCACAAAGAGCGCCUUCAACGUCUUCCAGCAACCGACAUCCUCUCCCUUUGGGAACCAAACUCAGCCUCCUCUGCCUGCGGCACCGGCUACAAAUCCUUUCGCCUCGAUGUUCUCCAGCACUGAGGCCAACAAGGCAUCGGAACCUGCACCAGCGAACCCAUUUGCUGCAAAGAUUUCACCAUCACCUUCUCCUUUCAAUCUCCCGAAACCAGCCGGCUUAACUCAGACGGCCAAGGACAACCCAAGGGAAGCUCCGAACCCAUAUGCAGAUUCUCUCAUCAUCUCUCCGGAGCUCUCUCAAACAGCACCGAAAGUGAGCACAGCUGCUAACCCCUCGGCGUUCACCUUCCCUAAGUCGGUGGAGACAGUUGGAAAUGAGAGCGCCUCUGGAUCCUCAUCUCCCUUUACGUUUCCCAAGCCGACUGAGACAGCUGCGAAGGUGACCACGCCUGUUGCUUCAACUAAUCCAUUUGCUGCAUCUUUGUCUGCUUUUGCACCUAUAAAGCCGUCGGGGCCGGCAGAUAAUGCUGAUGCUGCUACUACUGCUUUCUCCGCUCCUCAGCAGGCAGAUUCAUUAUUUUCGACAUCGAAGCCUCUGUUCCCUUCUACAGAGGCCAAGGAUACUAUUUCCACAAAGCCGGCAGAGCGUUUGACUGCUACACCAUCUCUUUUCAAGACAAACUCCUCUCAGCCUUCUACGGAUUCCACCCUUUCCCCGUCCUCCUCACCCUUCACAUUCCCUACCUCUACAUCUACGCCCUCAUCUCAACCCCAAACAGCCGCAUCAAUCGCUGCAGAAGCUAGCUCGAACCGACAGACUUCUAGCGUCUUCGAGUCGGCCAAAUCAUCGCCAUUCGGUGGAUUCUCGCAGUCUUCCCCGUUCCAGCCCCCCAAGGCACCUGCUUCUAAAGAGAAAGGAAUCUAUGAAGCUGAAGAAAUUUCUGUACCUGCCACUCAGCCCGGAGAGCUUCAGCCUCCAUCAGCGACAGAUCCAGCACCGAUUCCAAAGCUCUUUGGUCCGACGGCUGGAUUGUCUGGUUUCUCUGCGUUCCACAACCAGAAGCCUUUGUUCCCCUCUGCAAGCACGAAUGAUACCAUCCAGUGGGCAACAUCGGCAAAUGGAAAGGCUUCAAUGUUCCCUCCAGCCAAGUCUAGUCCAUUUGCGCAGCCGUCGAAGCCCAAGCAGGACGGUUCCGCAUCUGCUAUAUCGCAAAAGCCUUUCCCAACCGGGGCCGCUGCGAAGAGUCCAGAACCGAUAGAGCCCGCUCUGUCAGUCUCACAGCUGGAGCAAUCCACCACCUCUCUCAGCUCAAGCCAGGCUUCCGCCACCUCCGACACUCUCUCAUGGCGACCUCCUCAGACCGAAGAGGAAAAACAGGCUGUAUGGGAUAGGAUUCUCCGGCGCGCAGAGGAGAAAGUAGAGCGCAAGGAAGCCAAGCGGAAGCGGAAGCGCGCUCUUGAAGAACGGGCCCUGGCCACAUCGACUCGUGAAGAACCCGGUGCAAAAGUAUUAAAGGUGUCGUCGGAUUCCACUGAGUCAUCACCACCUCCUAAGACAUUCUCCCUCGCCGAAUCCUCCAUCAAAGCUCUGCCAACCCUGCCGGUCCUGGAACGCGCCAAGGCCCUCAUUGAGCAAAAGUCUGUCUAUGAGCCCGAUCCCGAGAUUGCAAAGAAACGCCAACGCCAGAUCGAUGAGGACGAGAUGCUUCUUAAUUCUGCUCGCAUCGCAGCCGAGCAAUUGCGCACCGGACCCAAGAUCUUCGACGAGGUGUCGCCGCAAAGCAUGGCUGACUACAACGCAUAUCAUGAAUACUGGGCGGAACGUGGGAAGCGAACCCGCUCCUAUAGCAGCCUCAGCCCUUCGGUCACUCCCUACGCGCAGAGCGCCUCGCCGCCAGCGUUCCCGCGCCAUCCUUACGAGGUUGCUUAUGCACCCGAUACGCCUUUGGGUCUCGGGAGGACAAUGUCUCGGACAGAGUACCGCAUUCGAAUGACUGGUGGCCACGGGCUGGCGUACAAGCCGCUGGACUACUCCCGUCUGAAGAAUCGGGGAAAGGGGAGUAACCCCAGUAACCAGGGCCAGGAUAUGGAUCAGGGGAAGAACGGGUUUUCGCAGAGUCGUUAA